UCCCCUCAGAUUCUCUCUCUCUCUCUUAACCCGACAUGAACAACACAUUGAUAGCAGUUUUCACUUUCACGCUCCUAUAUCAUUAUUGUAGACAGUAUCUGUUCCGUUGUGUUGUUCUAACUGUUCCAAAACCCCCUUUCUCUUUUUCAACAUCCAUGUCUAUCUUCUCUGCUUCAACCAAUUGAAACCCCAACACACUGUUUCUCCGAUCACUUCCUCUCCGUUCUAAAAAAAGGUGAAGAAUGGAUGCUAUACGGAAGCAAGCUAGCAAGUUGAGAGAGCAAGUUGCCAGGCAACAACAGGCUAUACUUAGACAAUUGGGCCAACUUAGCAAUGAAUCGCUCAUGACUGAUGAAUCUGAAAUUGAGUGUCAUCAGCAACUGCAGAAGUUAUACACUUCUACAAAGACAGCUAAGCAUUUUCAGCGGCAUAUUGUUCGCGGUAUUGAAGGAUUCGUUGCUGUUAGUUCCAAGCAGAUGGAGAUAGUAAGAAAGUUGGCGAAGGACUUCUGUAAAUAUGGGACCGAGAAUCAAGGCAGUACUUACCCUCUUUCAAGGGCUUCUAUUCAAUUGGGUAACUCGUAUGAUAUAGUGGAGAAUGAGAGGGAGACUUUGCUUGGGAUCUUAGGUGAUCAGAUUUCUGAGCCACUGCGGGCACAAAUAACAGGAGCUCCUCUAGAGGAUGCACGCCACCUCACUCACCGCUAUGAUAAACUUCGGCAAGAGGUAGAAGCGCAGGCUGCUGAAGUUUUGAGGCGUCGAUCAAAGUUGAGGGAUUCUUCUGUUUCUGCAGACAGUUCUAUGAGGCUUCAAAAUGCAGAAACAAGGUCGAAAGAGCUUAAAUCUGCCUUGGUGGCACUUGGUAGAGAAGCAACAACCGCUAUGUUGUCAGUUGAAGAACAACAGCAACAGAUAACUCUCAAGAGCCUUUGUACAAUGGUGGAUGCAGAGAGAGCCUAUCAUCGUCAUGCCCUUGUUAUUCUAGAGAAACUAUGUGCUGAGAUGGUUGAUGAGAGACAACCAAAAGAAUCUACAUCAUUUCCUCUGCCAAAAGAUGGACACAAUCAACCUGCAGAUGAGAAUGCUAAUUCAAACAGCAUUGAUUAUAAACAACACAGUCAAACAGGCACAUACUUUUUUGCAAAGGUAAUACAUCCAUUUGAUGCUCAAGCAGAGGGGGAGUUAAAUCUAUCAGUUGAUGAUUAUGUUGUAGUUCGCCAGGUUGGUUCCAAUGGAUGGUCUGAAGGAGAAUGCAAAGGAAACGCUGGAUGGUUUCCCUCUGCUUAUGUACAGAGACAGGACUUAAUACCAGCCAGCAAGAUAACGGAAUAAAGUCGACACUGUUCUUUUGAAUUGGUGAUGAGGCAAUAAUUGUAUAUUCUCGUAAUCACGGAAAAGCCAUAGCAUUCAUGUGCUUGCUAUUAUUUUUGAGUGGUUCUGUCAUCUGUGCAGUAUCUUGUAUAUGUGAGCAUAAAAUAUAUAAUAGGAAAUGUAGCAGUUUAAAUAUGUAGAUUGAUUUAUGAUUGACAUUUGCUUAAGCCCUUGGGGUCAUUUUAAGGAGCUUAGGUUUCAAGAUGAGAAACUUAGCAAUGUGGAUAAAUGUUGAACUUCUGCUGUCCAUAUUUAUAGAGGAUUCUGUAUUUCUAAAUGAAAUUAUGGCGGAAAUUAUUGUCGUA
Molecule: messenger RNA, 1675 nt
Organism: Lotus japonicus
Lineage: Eukaryota; Viridiplantae; Streptophyta; Magnoliopsida; Fabales; Fabaceae
Product: SH3 domain-containing protein 2
Exons: 10
Coding region: 243-1331 (362 amino acids)
Molecular function (GO): protein binding
Source: RefSeq, a predicted model, not a curated record